This is a messenger RNA of Capsicum annuum, 2472 nucleotides long. Its product is annotated as transcription termination factor MTEF18, mitochondrial. Lineage: Eukaryota; Viridiplantae; Streptophyta; Magnoliopsida; Solanales; Solanaceae. Gene Ontology annotation, cellular component: chloroplast. Gene Ontology annotation, biological process: regulation of DNA-templated transcription; chloroplast organization. Gene Ontology annotation, molecular function: double-stranded DNA binding. The coding region runs from base 495 to 2270 and encodes 591 amino acids. The record is from RefSeq and is a predicted model, not a curated record. The transcript has a single exon.
AUCAGCUCAAGUGAAGUGCACAUAUCGAAAUUUCUAUCGAAAUUUCAUUUAUUUUGACAUCAAAAAUUACUAUGUUUGCAUAUAUGACUUAGGAUCAAAUUGAUCACUUUAUUUAUAUUUUAUACUAAUUAGAAGGUCAGAAAACAACAUUUUUGAUUAGUGCAAAACCAAUGAGGAUAAUGGUGAAAUGAUUGAUGAUUUGAGUUUUGGAUAUGAAUUUUUUUUUUUUUUUUUGGUUGAAGCAUUGUUUCUAGAAAAAGAAAUGUAAUGUGGGAAAAUUUGAAUUAGUCAAGUUUCAACUCGCACCUCGGGAUGGUGGCAAAACCCCAAAAAAGAAGAGAUGUUGGAUCCAAUAUGCAAAUACUAUAGUAGAGGGACGACACUGCAAUUUUUCAAUUGUUCCAAAACCCACAGCAAAUCCCUUGUGCAGUUCAGUUCAAGAAUCCAAUGUCCUCCGUCAACACUCACCGGAGCUAACCAUUUCUCUACAAUAUAUGAACAUCAUCGAAUGGUCCUUUUUAGACACUAUAAAAAUGUUGUCCCGUUCAAGAACCCCACCACUUCAAUCCCUGUAUACCACUCUCAAGCACAAUUUUUUCUCUACUAACACACACCAAAAGCCUCCAACACUGUCCAAGAUUCCAACAAAAUAUAGACCCCAAGCUAUUUUACAAGCUCAAGAAGUACUCACUGAUUACUUCCAUACCACUAGAUCUUUACCCUUUACUUUUGCUGAGUACAUUGGUAAAAACUCAAGAUUUUCUCUUUUGGGUCUUGUUUCUAAAGUCCCUUUUUCGCGUAUUGGAUAUCCUAAUUCUAUCCAGAGGUUUUUAAGGUACCAUCCUAUUAAUGAAUUUGAGUUUUUCUUUGAGAGUAUUGGUAUUAAUCAUGUAGAAAUUAGUUCUAUGUUGCAUUUGAAUAAGUGUUUCUUGUCUGAAGAUUCUAAAGUUUUUGAUGCUGCUUGUGCUCUUGCUUGUUUUGGUUUUCCUUGGAAGAAAUUGGGUAUUUUGUAUAAAGGGGAUGUUGAGAUUUUUAGUAAAGAGCCUUAUGAAUUGAAAGAGAGGCUUUCGCGCUUUGAGCGAUACGGGUUUGGCAGUGUUGCUGUUAUUGGUAUUUGCCUAGCUUUCCCGCGUGUUUUAGGGGAAAGGAGUGAUUUUUUGGAUGAAGUUGAUAUGUUGUUUGAUGAUUUGAAAAGGGUGUUUUUGGAUUUUGAUCUUGCAAGUUGUGUAGUGGGAAAUGUGGAUGCUUGGUUUGAGAUGUGUAGGAAGAUUGCUAUUUUUUAUGAAUUGGGUUGUGAGAAAGGGACGAUUGGUGAAUUGAUGGGAAAAAAUAAAAGCAUUUUUGUUGAUUACUCUGAAGAGGUUUUGGCUGAAAAGAUUGGAUUUUUUUGUAGACUAGAUGUGAGAAGAGAAGAGGUUGGAGUUUUAGUUCUGUCAAAGCCUGAGAUUUUGAGUUUUGAUUUGGAAGUUUGUGUGAUUUCGACUGUAGGAUUUUUGAAACAUUUCGGGUUGGGUGUAAAUAAACUAAAAUUGACUGCCCAAACGUACCAAUACAUUAUGGGUAGAAAUAAAAUAGCUAAUGUACCUCAUAUUAUGAGAUCAUUGGAUUUGAGUGAAUGGUUCUUUGACAGACUAAAAAAUGGUGGUCAUGGUCUGUUAGGUAGCUAUGUUAUUGGCAGUAAUGAAGAUUUUGACGAAGAUUAUGCAGAGGAGUUGCAGAAAAUUCAGGCAUUGAGAACAUCCAUUUAUAUCAUUCGUAAAUUAAAUUUCUUGCAUGGGAUUGGUUUUGGAGAAAACAAGGUGACAAUGAAAGCAUUGUCUUACCUUCAUGGUCCAGGUGAUGAAUUACAGGAACGAUUUGAUUGCCUACUUCAUGGUGGAGUUAACUUCUCGAAUCUCUGCAAAAUGCUGUCAGUGUCGCCAAAGAUUCUGAACCAGAAAGCCGAAAUUCUUGAGCAAAAAAUAAAAUUUCUUUUCCUGGAUAUGGGGUUAUCUCAGGAGGAGCUUUGUGCUUUUCCAGCCUGUUUAUGUUAUGAUCUGGAGAAGAGGAUAAUGCCCCGUUGCCAAUUCCAUAGGUGGCUUAGAGAACAGGAUUGGUGUCCGUUUGAGUAUUCUCUUGCAAGCAUUGUUGCCACUAGCGAUAAAAGUUUUAUGGCUCGGAUCUCUGGCAUUCAUCCAGAUGCCUCUAAAAAGUGGUUUAGCAGUUUCUCAAAUGAAAAAUUAGUUUCAAAAAGAAGUUUCUCGAAGGGAAACCACUCAACAAGUUGCUAAGGUACAUCAGAGCUCUAAUUGUUGCCAAUUUUUUAGAUGGUUAUCAAGUGAAAAGAUUUUGACUUGUACAUACUUCUUGUUUUUUUUUCUGGGUAGCUCAUUCUGAGAUUUCUAAGUCAAUUGUGUGGCUUGUGAAUGAAACACAACAUGUAACUGCCAUUGUUGGCAUUAAUAAUGAAAAGAGCAAAAUUUUCCAUGUUUA